This is a messenger RNA of Gymnodraco acuticeps, 4501 nucleotides long. It is a transcript of the gene afap1, whose product is annotated as actin filament associated protein 1. NCBI's taxonomy places the organism in Eukaryota, Metazoa, Chordata, Actinopteri, Perciformes, Bathydraconidae. Gene Ontology annotation, molecular function: SH2 domain binding; SH3 domain binding. The record is from RefSeq and is a predicted model, not a curated record. Gene Ontology annotation, cellular component: cytosol.
GAGGAAAGAAGGGAGGAGGAGAGAGCAGUUUCAGGAGCAGAGGAAGGUUUCAGUGGCCGGUUCGAUAGAAAAAAAUAAUACGUAGAAGUUGGAACUGAAGCAUAAAGCGUGUUAAAGUCCGUGUGUGGAGUUACUGCUGCCGCGAGCCGCUGGGCACGUGCCUGCUCCGGAUUAGAUGAGACGGAUUUCACGAUGAGGAGCGACCCGGUUCUGUUCGGCUCCAACAGGGCGAUGGAGGAGCUGGUGUGUGAGCUCCGUCUGUUCCUGGACCUAUUGGACAGGGAGUAUCUGAGCGCGGGGGUCCGAGAGAAGAAGCUGCACCUCUCAAACAUUCUACACAGAGUCCUCUCAGAAAAAGAGCCUUCCUUCAAGUCAGAGAUCAGCAGUGGUCUGCCGGCACCGCCUCAGAUGCCCCUCCCUGAGAUCCCUCACCCCUGGCUGCCUCCAAACACCGCCCCCCCCCCUCUGCCCAGCUCCUCUCUACCAGAAGGCUACUAUGAGGAAGCAGUUCCUUUAAGUCCUGGAAAAGCUCCCGAAUACAUCACAGCCAACUAUGACUCGGACGCCAUGAGCAGCUCUUAUGAGUCGUAUGAUGAGGAAGAGGAGGAUGGAAAGGGCCAGAAGAUGCGUCACCAGUGGCCAUCUGCAGAGGCGUCCAUGGAUCUGGUGAAGGACGCUCGGAUCUGUGCAUUCCUGCUGCGCAAGAAGCGCUUUGGACAGUGGACCAAACUGCUCUGUGUCAUCAAAGAGAACAAACUGCUGUGUUACAAGUCCUCCAAAGACCAGACCCCCCAGAUGGAGCUGACUCUGUAUGGGUGUAGCAUCACUCACAUUCCGAAAGAUGGCAAAAAGAAGAAGCAUGAACUUAAGAUAGUCCACCAGGGGGCGGAUGCGCUGGUUCUGGCCGUGCAGAGCAAGGAGCAGGCAGAGGAGUGGCUCAAGGUGAUGAGAGAGGUGUGUGUUAAUGGGGGCGUGGACUUGGAUGGAACUGGAUCUGGUUCACCAGUGCACAAACCUGAACUGGAAAAGAAGGCAUCUUAUGACAAACCAAGUUCCGAUGGUGAAGCAACUCAUGAGAACGGACACAGCGACUGCAAGGACCAAGGAAAAGGGAAGAAGAACGCAAAGACUGAGCAGAAGACUGGGACGGUGGGGAAGGGAGCAGGGAAGAAGAUCACCAAAAUUAUCGGCCUGGGAAAGAAGAAGCCGUCCACAGACGAGCAGACAUCUUCAGCAGAAGAAGACGUACCCGCAUGCGGCUACCUAAACGUGUUGUCCAAUAACCGUUGGAGAGAGCGUUGGUGCCGUCUAAAAGAAAACCAGCUGCUUCUCCAUAAGGACCGUAACGACCUGAAGAGCCACAUCGCCUCGCUGCCCCUCAGAGGCUGCGAGGUCAGUCCUGGCCUGGAUCACAAACACCCAUUUGCCUUCCGCCUGCUUCGUAAUGGCCAGGAGGUGGCAGUACUGGAGGCCACUUCCUCUGAGGAAAUGGGUCGAUGGUUGGGGAUCUUAUUGGCUGAGACUGGCUCCACCACAGACCCAGCUACCCUGCACUACGACUACAUCGACGUUGAGACCACCGCCAAUGUCAUCCAGCUGGCCAAGCAGUCCUUCUGUUUUACAAGUAAGCGUGCUGUCUCUCCGAACCCGUACCUGGACAGCCCAGUCAACGGCUACGCCUGCCCCAGUGGCAUGGCUCUGCACUAUGAUGACGUGCCCAUCAACGGAAUGGACCCGGAGUCGCAGUACUCCAGUCCCAGCACAGGGGGGCGCCAGCUGAAAGAGGAGGUGCACUAUGAAAACUCUGACCUAUAUGAGAACAUGCCUUCUCCCAAGCUGACCUCUCGCUGUCUUCCCAAGCUGACCUCUCGCUGUCCUCCCAAGCUGAGCUCUGCUUCCACUUCUGCCAGUCCCUACAAAGCUCCUGUUUCUAAAGUUUCCUCUAAGUUCCUCACUGCUGAUACUAAAACUAAAGCCACUACUCAGCUGAAAGGAAAGAAGGGAACUGGGCCCAAUGGGGGGGUAUCAAAACACAAGGCAGAGCCAAAGAACCAGCUCAAAAAGAAUGGAGUCAACGGGACCAAUGGGACAGCUUCUCUGCAACGCAACAGCUCCAAUGCAGAGCAGUGUAAGUAUGGCAAGAACCGGGUGGAGGCCGACGCCAAGCGGCUGCAGACUAAAGAGGGAGAGCUGAUGAAGAAGAAGCAGGAGAUCAGGAACCAUCUGACCCAGCUGAAGAAGGAGAGGAGAGACCUGCGCACUGCAGUAGAGACUUCACCUGGCAAACGUUCACUGGCCUCUCUGAUGGAGCAACUGAAGAAGGUGGAGGAAGACUGCAGGCAGAGGGAAGAGGAGCGGGUGACCCUAGAGCUGGAGCUGACAGAGGUGAAGGAAAGCCUGAAGAAAGCCCUGAGCGGGGGGGUCACCUUGGGCCUCACCAUUGAACCAAAGGCUGGCUCCUCUGGAGUCAAGUCACCGGCUAUGUUGCGAAAGAAACAGGAGUCUUCCCCUUUCUCCAGCUGUGACACCAGUGACACAGAGUCGUGCUCGCUGCCCGUCAACAGCGCCUCGCUUCUCCGCAGGCAGCAGGGCCAGAAGGCGCCGGCGGUCCGGGGCCACGUCCUCAGGAAAGCUAAGGAAUGGGAGCAGAAGACAGGCACAUAAACCCCCCCAUCACAUCAGUCUUAUUUUGUAUCCUUUAUUACUUUUCAAGAAAUGUGUGUAUAUAUUUAUUUAAAACUUUUCAUAGGGUUAGGGUUAGGGUUAGCGUUGGGUAACAUGGCAAUCACAUGAACAGAAGCAGUUGUUGCUUUUUGUCCUGUCAGUACUACAACCCUUUAAACUGAAUCACCAUGGAGAUGUGCAACCUGUGUCCUUUAGUUGUUUUCUCAGAAGUCUGUUCCAGCAGAUUGACAGUGUGGAUUCAAAAAGGUGAAAACCAAGUAUUUAUUUGUAAAGGUGUAGAGCAAAUACUAGCUCCCUUUGUUUAUUUAUGUUGAUAUAUUUAAAGUUUGAUUUUGAUGAAUGAGUUGCUCUUAACAGAGUCCCAUCUCCUACAAGGUCACAGGUCAGCUUCUGCUAACAAAAUGCAUUCAAAUAAUCAUAACCCACAGCAGCAUUUAUCAGAUCAGUAAGAGUAACAUUAGCAUUGCCCAGUCGCUCCCCAGAUUAUCUUAACUCUGAGAAAGCACAAUUAAUUGUGGAGUUCCAUCUGUAUGGCUGGAUUAAUGCAAAACUGUAUAGUUGCUGAAAGAAAAAAACAUUUUUGAUUAAAAUCACAAUUUGACAUUGUAUUCACAAACCUGUCUCAUUCCAUUAAUAACAACAGAUAUUAUUUAUUUUCUUGGUCAAGGUUGGGACAGUUUAAGGACAUUUUUACAGACAAAUUAUUAAUGAUUUAAUUCAUUAUUAAUACAAUGUGUUUUAUGAGUUAUUACAUGAACACAAAUUAUACCAAUACUGAUCUUGUAUUUUUACUCAAAGAAAUACAAGUACAACAAAGCUUGUAGCGUUGCUAUAAAAAAAAGACUCAAUAUGGUAACAAACGAGGCGGGCUGGACGAGGUCUGGACCUCUGAAUUACUGCCCAAAUCCUUGAAUUGGGCAUAGUUUGCUAAUGUCUUUUCCCGCUGGUUGAAAAAAUCUACCAAUACCAAGUUGAAAAAAGUGAUAUAAAAAUGUGAACAAACAGAAAUGAGAUGGACGCAGCGCUACAAAUUACAGAAACUCAAAAUUGGAAAGAUUCCUCUUCUUUGUUGACCGAAAAUGACAUUGAUAAGACCCCCACUGCAGAAAAGGGGAAGCAUGAUCACAACUUCAGACUAAUAAAUGAAGUGAAAUGGCAGUUAUCCAGUAAUCACAGUUUUGGCAAGCUACAACUACAAAUGAAGUGCGAUGGUGCCAGGCACCAAGCCUCCAAGUCGCAUUCUAAGCCCCUCAAAUAUAAUUUUCACGAACUCGAGUCACAUUUCUAUUAGAGCUUUCUAAUUGCUUUAUAUUUCUCUGAUACACUGUGUUACGUUGGCUGUCAUGUUUGUACAGCUAGUUUGCUUUGUUGGGAUUGUAAACAGAAGUAGUGUUAGCAUUCACUACUGAUGCUACAUACAGCACAGCUAACGGCUCCUCGCUCAUGUCAAUGUUUUAUUUCUUUCUUAUUUUCAAACCGAUACCCCACAAGUCUGUGAACUAGGGUGUACGCAGCAUGUCUACUUGAAGAAAGAGGCUUAUAAGAGGUCCUAUCAACAAGAUUUGAGUAAAUGUGGAUUCCCUGUUUUCUCAGCAUGGCUUAUACCCGAACAAGAUGUCUGAUGUCAGUAAAUGUGAACCUGUUGUACAUAGCGUAGCUUUGUGUGGGGGCUUUAGGGGCACUGCAUCAGUAUUUGUUUUUGCACCUUAUACAUGUUCUUCUCUAUAGUAAACUUAGACAGUCUCCGUCUUGGUGACAGACAUACUUGUAAAUAUUUUAAUAAACUUCCUAACAAACCACUCUCAGUGACUGUGUU